GCCAACGGGCCGAGUUAUAAGCUAGUAAUUCAAUAUCUCGGGCUUGUGGCUCUAGUUAGGGUGUUAUGUAGGGAUGUCAAUGAGGCGGGUUGGGUCGGGUUAUGCCAAACCCAAACCCAUUGGUUUAUCUACCAAAAAAAAUCGGGGUAAAGUAAAACACACUGGAUUUGGAAAACUCAAACCCAACUCAACCCUUUGGGUAUCUGCUGGUUCAUGUACAAAGAUACAAUUACACUAGUUCUCACUACUAUUGUCUACUACAUACACACUAACUCACAAAUUAUUCAUACUAAUUGUUUAAUAUUAAAGAUAAACAUCCACAAACAAUAUUAUUAAUUGGACUUGUGAGGAAUUAUUUUAGAAUUUAUAGUCAAUUAGUUAAGGGUUCAGUGGGUGUGGGGGUAUGGACUUGGGUGCUGGUAUCCACAGGUUGGAUAUGGCUAAACUCAACCCAACCCUAAAAAGUAUAGUGGGUUUAAAUCCGAACCCGACCUGCAAUUCGUCAAAGCGGGUUUUACCUGCGUUGACCGGGUUGGGUCGGGAAUGGUAGCAGAUUCGCGUUCUACUGCCAUCCCUAGGGUUAUGCACAUUUGCAUAACAAAAUCUGGACCUUCAUUUUUAAGUGGGCUCAGAAAAUCCGAUCUACGGAUGGAGAAUUAAAAACACUUUAUUAUUUCCCCUAGUUUUCUUUAUUGUCUCUUAUCUACUUUGUUCUAACAUAGAUUUCAAUUUUUUUAACAGAUGGAACGAGUUAUUUGUGCUCUACCAAAUGAUAUUCAUUUUCAAUAUUUUUUGAGAAAAAAAAUUUCAUACCUCUCUUUACCAACUCCAUACCAUAUGUUAUCUCUUUCAUUUUUAAGUCGUUUUUGAAAAUAUUGCACAGAAGGAACGAGUUCAUCAUGAUCUAUUUGGAUCUAAAAAUUUUUAGGUGGAAAAAAAGAAGACCAAAAAAUAUCACACUUUAGCACCCUGGUAUGAGGGGUGGUAUCUUGUGGUACGCUUUCAUACCAUAUGAUAUGCUCUUAUUUUAAUACCAAUCAAUACCACCAUGGUAUGAACUCGUAAAAAAUGCCUAAAUUUUGUUUGUUCAAAAAAUAUAUCAAAUUGGAUAUCAUUUUAAAAAACACAAUUAAUAUGAUUUAUCUGUGCAAAAAAAAAUUUAACUCCCUACUUAAAACGAGAGAGAUAUCGUCCGUUAAAAAUUAAAGAGAAAAAUAUUAAAAACUUUCCACGAAAGAUAGAAAAACGUUGAUGUGGCUAUUCUAAUUGGGUUAUUCAUUGUUAUUCACCUGUAGGUUACUCAUGGAAUCCGCUCCCACCUUGUAGAAGUAAAAAGUAGCUUUCAUUUAUUUUUAUUUUUAUUUUUUCGUUGAAUAGCUGUCAUUUAUUCAUUGAGGCCCAAUAACAGAGCCAUUCCGUUAACCCAAUAGCUCGGGCCUUGGCCAACUACAAGAACACCUGGGGCCCAAAGUUGGCCGCGCAAACGGCAACCCAGGCAGAUUCGAAAUUCAAAACUAUCCAGAAAAGCAACGGCCGCUCAUUUUUUGAAUUUACUUUGCAUCCUAGCCGUCCACUGCUCUUGGCACAUAACAAUCAACGGUUCUCCGUCUUCCUUUCCACGCUCCGCAGAAAGGAAUAUAUAAGAAAGUAAACGCGCAGAGACUAAAUCGGCAGAGCCAUUGAGCAAUCAAGCAACUGGAAGAUAGAGAGAGAUGGAGAAACCGGCGACGACGGCGUCAGUGAUGGAGUUGUUCGAGAAACUGGAGAAGGUCGGGGAAGGAACGUACGGAAAGGUGUACAGAGCGAGGGAGAGAGCAACAGGGAAGAUCGUGGCUCUGAAGAAGACUCGACUCCAUGAGGACGACGAAGGAGUUCCUGCAACCACUCUUCGCGAGGUCUCCAUCUUGAGAAUGCUCUCCAGGGAUCCUCACGUCGUCAGAUUGUUGGACGUGAAACAAGGGCUGAACAAAGAAGGGAAAACAGUUCUGUACCUGGUGUUUGAGUACAUGGAUACUGAUCUGAAGAAAUAUAUCAGGAGCUUCCGCCAAACGAAAGCCACUAUUCCUACCAACAUUGUUAAGACCUUGAUGUAUCAGUUGUGCAAGGGUGUUGCUUUCUGUCAUGGGCAUGGGAUCUUGCACAGGGACCUAAAGCCCCACAAUUUGUUGAUGGACAAAAAGACAAUGAUGCUUAAGAUUGCAGAUCUUGGUCUAGCUCGUGCAUUUACUCUCCCUAUUAAGAAGUACACCCAUGAGAUCUUGACUCUCUGGUAUAGAGCUCCUGAAGUCCUCCUAGGAGAUACCCACUACUCAGUUGCAGUCGACAUAUGGUCCGUUGGCUGCAUAUUUGCUGAAUUAGUGAAUCUACAAGCUAUAUUCCAAGGAGAUUCAGAGCUGCAGCAGCUUCUGCAUAUAUUCAGACUGUUGGGUACACCAAAUGAAGAGGUGUGGCCUGGAGUCAGUAACCUUGUGAACUGGCAUGAGUAUCCUCAAUGGAGUCCCCAGAGUUUGUCAACUGCUGUCCCUACUCUGGACAAAGAUGGGCUUGAUCUCCUCGAACAAAUGUUGAAGUAUGACCCGGCAAAGCGUAUAUCAGCAAAGAACGCCAUGGAACAUCCAUACUUUGAUGAUGUUGUGAAGGAGGGUCUGUGAGAGGAUGAUGUAGUAGGAGAGAAGAUGAUCAUUUGCUACAAUCAAUCCAAGCCAGGCCAAGUUUUCAAGAUCACCUCCGGUCAUGUAGUCAUGAUGGGGAUGGUGAUGCUCACUCCAGUGACAAUAGGAUAAGAAAGCUUCUAUUUUGUGCUUCUCUCAAGCAAAUUUUAACAAUCAUAUGAUGUUCUAUGAUAUUAAGAUAAUAUGCCCAUAAGUCCUGAUGUUAGGCUUUGGCAGAUAGCUUGAUGAUUCUCUGAACUUGUUUUGCUUGAACCUCUUAAGUAUCAACUUGGUUGAUUGAACAACUUCUUAUGUAUUAACUAAGGAACCUUUUUCUUUUAUAAAUGUCAACUAACUUCUUAGUCAGUAUAUUGGAAGAGA
This is a messenger RNA of Linum trigynum, 3032 nucleotides long. Lineage: Eukaryota; Viridiplantae; Streptophyta; Magnoliopsida; Malpighiales; Linaceae. The record is from the annotation of a GenBank genome assembly.